Drosophila busckii is the source of this 834-nucleotide messenger RNA. RefSeq names its product 5-demethoxyubiquinone hydroxylase, mitochondrial (gene Coq7). The transcript has 3 exons. The record is from RefSeq and is a predicted model, not a curated record. The coding region runs from base 69 to 746 and encodes 225 amino acids. Gene Ontology annotation, molecular function: 3-demethoxyubiquinol 3-hydroxylase activity. Gene Ontology annotation, biological process: regulation of reactive oxygen species metabolic process; ubiquinone biosynthetic process; regulation of gene expression. Gene Ontology annotation, cellular component: nucleus; mitochondrial inner membrane. NCBI's taxonomy places the organism in Eukaryota, Metazoa, Arthropoda, Insecta, Diptera, Drosophilidae.
UGUUAGACGCCGGCCAACAACUUGGAUUAAAUUUUGUUACAUUUAUUGUUGUUGUUUCGUUUGCUUGUAUGUAUGUAUGUGUGCUACACACACGUAACACAAUGAUGCUGCGCAGCACGUGUGCAACAAGAGGCAAACAACUGACGCGCAUUUGCGUCAAUCGCUACACCAGCAGCAGCAGCGGCGGCGGCCAGGCUGAGCAAAAACAGCAGCCACUGACUCCACGUGCCAGUGCCUUAACCGAUGAGAUUAUACGCGUGGAUCAUGCUGGUGAACUGGGCGCAGAUCGCAUCUAUGCUGGCCAAAUGGCCAUUCUGGGCAACGGUCCCAUGGGCAAGACCAUUGAGCAUAUGUGGGAGCAGGAGAAAUGUCAUCGCAAGCAGUUUGAGACCUUAAUACAGCAACAUCGUGUGCGACCCACCGUAAUGACGCCCAUUUGGAAUGUGGCUGGCUUUGUUCUGGGCGCAGGCACUGCUCUAAUGGGUGAAAAGGCAGCAAUGGCCUGCACUGUGGCCGUCGAGACAGUCAUUGUGGAGCACUAUAACGAUCAGCUGCGUCAGAUAAUGGAUUCCCCCAAUCCAGACAAGGAGCUGUUGGCUACAAUUACCAAGUUUCGCGAUGAGGAGCAGGAGCAUCAUGAUACGGGCAUUGAUUGCGGCGCUGAACAGGCGCCGUUCUACAAGGCCAUGACGGAGGUUAUCAAGUUUGGCUGUAAGACGGCCAUAGCUAUAUCCAAGAAGAUUUAAAAUCAAGCCAGCUCUUGGUGCAUGUGCGUGUGUGUGUGUAGCCUCUAAGCAUUAAAGAUACCGAAACUAUUUUAUUACAAAACGAAAC